Messenger RNA from Bombina bombina (fire-bellied toad), 2863 nucleotides. Its product is annotated as death-associated protein kinase 2. The record is from RefSeq and is a predicted model, not a curated record. Gene Ontology annotation, biological process: positive regulation of apoptotic process; protein phosphorylation; intracellular signal transduction. Gene Ontology annotation, cellular component: cytoplasm; nucleus. Bases 575 to 1801 code for a protein of 408 amino acids. NCBI's taxonomy places the organism in Eukaryota, Metazoa, Chordata, Amphibia, Anura, Bombinatoridae. Gene Ontology annotation, molecular function: protein serine/threonine kinase activity; ATP binding. The transcript has 15 exons.
GUCAUAAGCCCUGCCUCCUGUGUCCCCUUAGGGAGUUCCCACACAAAGCCGGAAGAACCAGAAGCUAUGUGGUAUUACCGUGUAGAACAUGCAGCCUACUAAAUAACACAGAGAGACUAGGUUUAUCCCCCACCCCGUCCUAAUUUAGAGGCUGGAAGAAAAGAGAAACUUCAACCAACAGAAAGUGAUCAGAAGGAGGUGGAGUUGGUUCGUUUUGAGUCCAGGAACAGACAACUGAAGGCUGCAUGUGUACGAAGGGGAGGGAGCAGAUCAGAGACCCCCAGGGCCCAUCCAUUAAUGAGGGAUCUUCACAGACACAUCACAAGCAAACAAGCACUCCUGCACGCUAGAAGACUUGGUCAGUAGCUGAGCUGCAGUGAAUCCUGUUUGGCUUCUCCCCCUCUUCUGUAGUCCAAGACGUGUCCCUUGUUGCUCGAGGCAUGAACUCCUAAACACGCCCUAUAUUAAUGUGACAAGCACAGCACGGUUUCAUCAGUCCCUCAAUGCUAUUUGAGAGCUCAUAGUGGCCUGGAGUUGUUUGAUCAUGUUUUGAAGGUUGCUGCCUAAAAGUCCAAUGGCAGAGGGUGACAGGGCACCAGAUCUUGCCAAUAUGGGGUUGACAAGCCCCACAGGUGUUAAUAAGUCCUCCCUGGAAGAGAGUAUACUCUCAGAACAUGAAACAGUAUUGAGCUUAGAAGACGAAGUAUUUAACCCAACGAUGACUUUUUUUAAGCACGAGAACGUAGAAGACCUAUACGAACUGCUAGAAAAGCUUGGCAGUGGUCACUUUGGCGAGGUGAGAAAAUGCAAGGAGAAAAACACUGGGACUUUCUAUGCUGGAAAAUUCAUCAAGACGCGAAAGUGCAAAGGCAGCCGCCUGGGGCUGGACCGCGAACAGGUGGAGAGGGAGGUGUUCAUCCUGCAACAGCUGGAGCACCCCAAUAUCAUGCAGCUACACGACGUCUUUGCUAGCAAAGCUGAGAUGGUGCUGAUGUUGGAAUUGAUCAGAGGUGGAGAGCUGUUUGACUUCAUAGCAGAGAAAGACGCCCUUUCAGAAGACCAUGCCAUUGAAUUUAUGGAGCAGAUACUGAAGGGAGUAGCAUACAUGCAUGCCAGGCAUAUAGCGCACUUUGACCUUAAGCCUGAAAAUAUUAUGCUGCUUGAAAAAGACGUCCCCCACCCUAAGAUUAAAAUCAUCGAUUUUGGCUUGGCACAAAAGAUUGAAGACGGAGCUGUGUUUAAAAGCCUUUGCGGAACACCACAGUACAUAGGACCUGAGGUUGUAAAUUAUGAACAAUUAAGCUCAGCAACAGACAUGUGGAGUAUCGGUGUCAUCACUUACAUCUUACUCAGCGGCAUGUCCCCCUUCCAAGGUGAAACAGAUGCAGAGACCUUAACAAAUGUGGUGUCGGGAAAUUACGAAUUUGAUGACCGUUACUUCAAGGAAACCACAGAGAUGGCCAAAGAUUUUAUAAAGCAGCUGUUGGUUAAAGAACCAAGAGAUAGAAUGACAGCUAUAGAGUGCCUCAUUCAUCCGUGGAUCAAGCCCCUAAACAGAAAGCAGGCUGCAAACAGGAGCCGUUCUUCUAUUAAUAUCAAAAACUUCAAGAAAUUUAAUGCCAGAAGGAAAUGGAAGCUUUCAUUUAACAUGGUGUCGGCCUGUAACAGACUGUGCCACAUGAAGUUACUCUGUAGCCCCAGGAAGGAGGAUGAGAAUCUGAGGCAGUGUGAGAGUGAUCAGGAGGAUGAAGCAAGUAAACCUGCCACACUCUUACGAAGACGUUUAAGCAGUUGCUCUUGACCAGAGUUAACCACUGUCCCCUACCUUGUCCUCAAGCAUGUGGAGAAAUUACCCUGGUGGCCCUUCCAAAUGUGACAUGUCAAAGCCUGAAGACAAGUUGCUGCUAAAAAAAGGCACCAGGAUGGGCUUUCAGAAAUAUGUAGCCUUCAAAACCACUUUAACCUGCAUGUCAUUGUUGCAGGAUUUUAAUGAGUAUUGCAUGGCUUUAACUCUCUGCUGCCUGAUGAAUCCUGCUAACUCCAUCUUUCAUCACUGGCAGCCUACCAAACAUGCCUUGACUUUGAAAUGUUUCAUGCCUGAGUGCUUUUACUUUAUCACUACUAAAAUAUAUAAAUAUGUGAAACUGCACGUAUGGAAACUUUACAUGGCCUGUGUAUAACUUGAAAAAUAUGAUCGUUCUACACAGUCUACUUUAAUAGUUACAUUUAUUUUAUCCUGUUUAUCACAGGAAAUAACACCAAUGAUUAUGAUUAUAUAUAUAUUUUUGACAUCCUUUUUUAAAUGUUUUUUUAAUACAUUCAGAAGCCCAAAUAUUCUGAGUUAUUUUUACAUUAAAGGUGCAUUCACUCAUGGUAAAUGUUACAUUUUGAAUCAAAUAUUGUGUCUGCCAAUUUUUAUUUUAUUUAACUAACUUGUAAAUAAAUGUUUUGUGUGCUUAUCUACAACCGAGUGUAUUUAGGCUAUUUACCAGCAAGAACAGUCUACUGUCUCUUCCACGCUGAAGUUCCUGGAAUAAUAUAGUCUGCAAGCAGAUUUUAAGAUAAUGCUUGCCCUUGGACCGUCAACCAACAUUGUAAGGCCAUGCACUAAACGUGUGAUUCACAAAGCAUAUCUCAGUUUAUAUUCCCUUGAAAUAAUAUUGCCUUUAUUAAUUGAAAAGCUUGUUGAAGAAGAACGUCUGGUGAUAUUUAAUAAGAGCUGAACGGACUAUGGCCCUGAUGAUUGAAACUGCGAUAUAUUCAAAAGGAAUCCAUCAUGGGAACAAGAUUGCCUGUGAAAUAUUCAAAAGGGCUGAACAGCCUGCAAGAAUGAAAAAAAUAAAGAGAGAAUAUAUUCAUGAAA